CCCCCCAAACACCUCUGAGCACCGUUUCUUGCACUAAAACUCUCAGAAACCCUAACUUUUCAUCAGCAUGGGCUUGGAUUCUCUAAAAGAGAUCGGAGCUUCAGCGUUAACGAACCUAGUCACUACAUUCAUCUUUCUCCUAGCAUUCGCAUUUCUAAGGAUUCAACCCGCCAACGACCGAGUCUACUUCUCGAAAUGGUACGUUCUCGGCCAAAGAUCGAGCCCGGCGAAGAACCGGACGAAGAAUUCCUCCGUUGGGAAGUUCGUGAAUUUGAAUUUGUGUUCGUAUUUUACUGUGUUCAAUUGGAUGCCCAAGGCUUUGAUGAUGAGGGAGAAGGAGUUGGUCGAGCACGCAGGGUUCGAUUCUUUUGCUUUUCUCAGGAUCUACAUUCUCGGGUUGAAGAUAUUUUUCCCCAUAACAAUCCUAGUUUUAUUGGUCCUUAUUCCUGUCAACGUGUAUCAUGGGACGUUGCUCAAACUUCAGAAAGAAAUAGUAUUCAGCAACAUUGAUAAGCUUUCAAUAUCAAACGUUGAUGCUGGAUCUAAACUGUUAUGGGUUCACCUAUUAUUGGAGUACUUACUCACCAUGUGGACUUGCUUUUGCCUCUAUAAGGAGUAUGAUAGUAUAGCCUCCUUAAGAUUGCAGUUUCAGGCAUCGCAACAUCGACGUGCUGAUCAAUUCACUGUCCUUGUCAGAAACUUCCCACAUAUCACUGGGGGUACAAUAUCAAAAUGUGUGGAUGAUUACUUUCAAAGGAACCAUCCUGACCAUUAUCUAGGCCACCAGGCUGUAUACAAUGCAAACAAAUUUGCAAAGCUUGUGAAGAAAAAGAAAAAACUCAAAAACUGGUUGGACUAUUACUGUCUCAAAUUUGAGAGAAAUCCAGAUAAAAGGCCAACCAUAAAGAAAAGGUGUCUCGGCCUUUUUGGUGAAAGAGUGGAUUCGAUUGAAUCCUACAAAGAGAGGAUCAAAGAGCUGGACAAGAAGUUGGCAGCUGAGAAGGAGAUGGUUCUUAAAAAUCCCAAGGCCGUGGUUCCUGUAGCUUUUGUUACCUUUGAUUCAAGAUGGGCUGCUGCUAUUUGUGCACAGACACAACAAAGUAGGAACCCAACACGCUGGUUAACAUAUUGGGCACCUGAACCACGUGAUGUCUAUUGGAAGAAUCUCGCUAUACCGUUUGUUUCUCUUGGCAUCAGAAAGAUACUAAUGUCUGUUGCAGCAUUUGCACUCUUAUUCUUUUACAUGAUCCCUAUCGCCUUUGUGCAAACGAUUGCAAAUCUUGAAACUCUUGAAAAGUAUGCUCCUUUCCUCAGGCCAGUGGUAGAACAGAAGGUAAUAAAAUCCUUCUUACAGGGAUUUCUUCCUGGGCUAGCUUUAAAAAUUUUCAUGUGUAUCCUUCCAAAAGUUCUGAUGAUUAUGUCGAAAGUUGAAGGACACUUCUCAUUAUCAGCACUUGAAAGAAGGGCAGCAGAUCUAUAUUUUUACUUUAUCGUAAUAGAUGUAUUCAUGGGAAGCAUAGUCACCGGAACAGCUUUUGAACAACUAAAAUCUUUGCUUCAUCAGCCACCGUCUCAGAUUCCAAGUACUGUUGGUGUAUCAAUACCGAUGAAGGCUACAUUUUUUAUCACAUAUAUAAUGGUUGAUGGAUGGUCUUCUAUUGCCAGUGAGAUACUUCGAAUCACGCCAUUGGUCAUAUAUUCUCUUAAGAACAUGUUUUUAGUAAAAACGGAUAGAGAUAGAGCGAAAGCAAUGAAACCUCCACGCAUUAAGCUUACUGAUACUCUUCCAACUAUCCAGCUAUACUUUCUUCUUGGACUUGUUUAUGCGGUUGUCAGCCCAAUACUUCUUCCAUUUAUACUGGUUUCCUUUGCCUUUGCCUACCUUGUUUACAGACAUCAGAUAAUUAACGUGUAUAAUCAAAAAUAUGAAAGUGCCGGUGCAUUUUGGCCACAUGUUCACACCCAGAUGGUAAUAAGCUUGCUAAUAUCUCACAUACUUCUGCUCGGUUUACUCAGCACAAAGAAGGCUGCAUAUUCCACUCCAUUACUUCUCGCUUUGCCUCUACUGACAUUUUGCUUUCACAAAUAUUGCAAAAGUCGAUUCGAGCCUGCUUUCAGGAAACAGUCUCUAGAGGAAGCAAUGGAUAAAGACAUUAAAGAAAAAGCCACUGAACCCAGCAUUAAUCUUAAAGACUAUUUGGCUGAUGCAUACUUGCACCCUAUUUUCCAUUCAAUUGAGGAAACAGAGAUGAUUGAUAUCGAAGAUGAUCAGAGCCAAACAGAUAAAGGUUCGCCGAGGAGUAAUAUAGUCAGCUCCCCUUAUUCAUCUCCUAAAUAUUCAUUUGACAAUGUAUUCGAUGCAUAACAAUACAAACAUUUCUUUGAUGAAUGUUGGCUACUCUAUUAAUCUCAUAUUCAUUUCUUCAUUCUUUUUUUUUUCUUUUUUUUUCUUUUUUUCUUUUUCUUUUUCUUUUUUUCCUCCACUAAAAUUGUAAGAAUGUAAAUGUGUAUAUGACAGAUUUGUUUUUCGAUCAA
Molecule: messenger RNA, 2535 nt
Organism: Asparagus officinalis (garden asparagus)
Lineage: Eukaryota; Viridiplantae; Streptophyta; Magnoliopsida; Asparagales; Asparagaceae
Product: CSC1-like protein At1g32090
Exons: 11
Coding region: 68-2365 (765 amino acids)
Cellular component (GO): plasma membrane
Molecular function (GO): calcium-activated cation channel activity
Source: RefSeq, a predicted model, not a curated record